Daldinia caldariorum is the source of this 5317-nucleotide messenger RNA. Its product is annotated as ARM repeat-containing protein. Bases 314 to 5026 code for a protein of 1570 amino acids. Gene Ontology annotation, cellular component: phosphatidylinositol 3-kinase complex, class III, type I; phosphatidylinositol 3-kinase complex, class III, type II; late endosome. The record is from RefSeq and is a predicted model, not a curated record. Lineage: Eukaryota; Fungi; Ascomycota; Sordariomycetes; Xylariales; Hypoxylaceae. Gene Ontology annotation, biological process: late endosome to vacuole transport; autophagy of peroxisome; macroautophagy. The transcript has 2 exons. Gene Ontology annotation, molecular function: protein serine/threonine kinase activity; ATP binding; protein binding.
GAUUUACGUAUUAUGGAACUUAUCCGCUCCCACUUCCAACCAUUGCCGUCAUCAAAAGAUCACACAGCUUCAGUAGCUUUCGCGUGAGCAGUUGACGUGCUUUUUACAUCCCUCGACGGGAUUAUUAACAACAUCCUUAAUAGGAUAGCCAAUACUAUGCGCAUUGCAAUUUUGUUUUUACGUUAGAGAAGAUAUCGAAUCGGUUAACAUUGCCAUUAACAUCGACAAACCGUUGUGGAAAACCCUCGAAGAUGGUUAACUCGUUUCGUCUUACAAACUUGGCUACCUGGUAGCACUAUCACAUGUUUGCGUGAUGGGUAACAGCUACUCCCUCGCCACGCCCUACGCUGGCUCUGCCGGCAUCGAUAUACCAGAGCUAGCCGACCUGGUGCACGAAAGGUCGAUCGGCAGUGCCCGGUUUAUGAAGAGCAUCCGUGCUCGCCAUAACGACGGUGUAGUUUUAGCCAAAGUCACAGUGAAGCCUUAUACCCCGCUAUCUCUACGGGAUUAUGGCGACAAGAUAUUGCAGGAGAGAGAUAAACUAAGAGAUGUCCCCAAUGCCCUCGGCUUCGAACGUGCCUUUGAAACCGAAGGAAACGCCUACCUCGUACGACAGUAUAUAUAUAGCUCCCUAUACGACCGCAUGUCAACGCGACCCUUCCUCGAAGAUAUAGAAAAGAAAUGGCUUGCAUUCCAGCUGCUAUGCGCACUGCGAGAUUGCCACAGUCGUGACAUAUAUCAUGGCGAUCUAAAAACAGAGAAUAUUAUGGUGACAUCUUGGAACUGGCUUUACCUGACGGAUUUCACUGGUUCCUUUAAACCUACGAUGCUCCCCGAUGACAACCCGAUGUUUUACUCCUACUUCUUCGACCUGUCUGGCCGGCGCACGUGUUACAUCGCACCAGAGAGGUUUAUCGAGCAUAUCGAAAACCCCCAAGCGCAACCCCAGGACCAUAAGCUUACCUGGUCUAUGGACAUAUUCAGCGCAGGCUGCGUUAUCGCCGAACUAUUCCUCGAGACCUCUAUAUUUAGCCUUAGCCAAAUGUUCAAGUAUCGCCGUGGCGAGUACGACCCGGUGAUUUCGCAUCUUAGUAGGAUACCUGAUCAGGGCUUGAGGGAGAUGCUCUCUAGUAUGAUCCAGCUUGACCCCGAGAAGCGAUACUCCGCAGAGCAAUACCUGGAUUUCUAUAAAUCAAAGGUCUUCCCAGAGUACUUCUAUAACUUCCUUCAUCAGUAUAUGGAACUUAUUACCGACCCGGGUUCAGGCAAGGCUCGGGUUUCAGGGUCCGUGAAGAAUUUUGGUGAGGCCGAUGAUCGGAUAGACCGAGUCUUCUACGACUUUGAUAAAAUAUCAUAUUUCCUAGGCUAUCGGGACGACAAGGAGCCGUCCCAACUUACUCACUUUACACCUCGCCUCGGCUUAGGUCUUUUUCCUGUACGAUUAAACAUACCCAAUAAUGAACAUUCUACGUCAGCUGGAAAGCAACCUCCUACUGACGAUGGGACUUUAAUAUUCCUUACCCUCGUCGCCGCCUCGCUUAGGAAUACAGCUCGAGCAGCUUCAAAGAUCAGAGCUUGUGACAUACUGCUAGCUUUCUCCGAGAGACUAUCCGAUGAAGCUAAGCUCGACAGGGUUCUACCAUAUCUCAUGACGCUGUUGAAUGAUGACGUUGAUCUGGUUGCUAUCGCAGCUCUCAGAUCUGUUACUCAACUUCUGGCUCUUGUAACAGUGGUCACGCCGGUUAAUGCCCAUGUAUUCCCCGAGUACAUUAUGCCCAGGAUGCAGGUAUUUCUAUCAGGUGCCUCCAGGCAACCUAUUAUGGGAAAGGAACGUCGGGAGCCGAGCGCCUUAGUGCGAGCCACAUACGCAUCCUGUUUAGGUAGUCUUGCGACGACUGCUUCGAAAUUCUUAGAGUUGACGGCCAUCUUGAGAGCAGAGGGAUCGAUCAGUACCGCUGACCCAGAGAUCGAAGCUGGCAGCGACCCCGAUGCUGCAUUCGAUGGACUCUUCGAUAACGCCCAAAGCGAACUCGUCGAACUAUUCGAAGCGCAUGCUAAAGCUUUAGUUGAAGAUUCGGAUGCUUCCGUGCGUCGAGCGUUUCUCAGUUCUGUCCCGGAGCUUUGCAUGUUCUUCGGUAGUGCAGAGUCCAACGAUAUUAUCCUCACGCACCUGAAUACGUACCUUAACGAUAGAGACUGGAUGCUGAAGUGUGCUUUCUUCGACACGAUAGUGGGCAUUGCUGCAUUUCUAGGUAGCACCAGCUUGGAGGAAUUUAGUCUUCCUCUGAUGAUACAAGCGGUAACCGAUCCGGAAGAGCAUGUGGUACAGGCGGCCUUACACUCUUUGGCCGAGCUAGCAAGUUUAGGUCUCCUAUCCAAAGCGAAGACGUGGGAGCUUAUAGAUGUAGUUGGCCGCUUCACGAUGCAUCCGAAUCUAUGGAUACGAGAAUCUGCUGCGGAGUACAUUUCCAGCGCUGCAAAGCUGCUAUCUCCCGCGGAUCUUAGAUGCAUUGUCCUGCCUCUAAUUAGACCAUUCCUCAAGCCGGGAAUAAUUCCUGACUUUUCUGAGCUUGAUUUGCUAGAUUCUCUGAAGAAACCAUUAUCACGGACAGUCUUCGACUUGGCGCUAUCAUGGGCGCAAAAGACUGAUAAAGGACUGUUCUGGAAAGCUGUCAAACAGCAAAAGCAGUCUACAUUUACUAUUGCUUCUACAGCAUUGGCAAUCCGUUCAUCUCGGGAGACACAACCGCAAGCACUUAACAAAGUUCAACGGAAUGAAGAGGAUGAGCAAUGGCUUACCCGACUGCGGAACAUGGGAAUGACGACGGAAGAUGAAUUCAAGCUGCUUGUUCUGAGGGAAUUCAUAUGGCGCUUGAGUCAAAUGAGGAACCGCGAUUUGCUCUCGCAAGACAACAUUACUACGUCCUUGAACAAUAUCAUCCCUCUGAGGAGUUUAAAUGUCAAAUUGCAGACGAUCAUGUUUGACGAGGUUUCCCCUGAAGAUGAGCCAACGUGGCAACGGCAACGAAUGCCAAGCUCGGAUAAAGGGCCUUAUACCAUUAGCGAUGCUCUGAUGGAUGCAUCAAUGACGAUAGACGAGCCUGUUGGGAAGCGGCGCCGUGCUGCUAUGAAUAAUCACCGCUCACGUUUGAGCAGCCACGGAGGAGCAAUGUCACCAAGGACGAAAGAUGGCCGCGCAUUAUCGCCAAUGGAGUCUCGGGCGUCUUCCCCAGUCAACGGCAUGGGUAUUAAUGAAUCACGCCGUGCUUCUUCCACAGCACGUGGGCCGACUUCUCAGGACGAUGAUGCCUCUAUUUCAGAUUCCCCAUACUCGACUAGAAGAGCCAUUCGACACCAGGCAAGCGCUCUGGAUCUUCUAAAUCGGAAAGACAGCGGUAGAUCGAUCGCAGAGACAGGAACGACUGAGGCGAAUGCAUUUGGCCAAGUCGAGGGCCCUUUCUCACAAAACCCGCCGCCACAAAUAAUGAUUCCCAGCACCGCUGCAGACAAUGGGAUGCCGAGAGCUCGAUCCCGUGCUUCACAUACAUACGAGGGCAAUGACCCUAAUAUAUUAAAAAUGCUUAAUAAUAUGUACGUCGAUAAUUACCCGCACGACAUAGCCCAAUUUGGACCGCUCGUUUCACCAAUCACCAGGAGGAAAGUAAGUAAAGCGGCGGGACAAAGCGGCGAGGAAGCAUGGAAACCGAAUGGUAGUCUCGUUGCCACCUUCUCGGAACAUACUGGGGCGAUCAACCGUGUUCUUCCAUCUCCAGAUCACCUGUUUUUUAUAACAGGUAGUGACGAUGGUAGUAUUAAGGUGUGGGAUUCCUCUAGGCUGGAGCGUAACGUCACACAUCGUUCGCGCCAAACGCAUAGACACGCUCCGGGUGCGAAGGUUACUUCCCUCUGCUUCAUUGAGAACACACAUACGUUUGUCAGUUGCGCCAGUGAUGGUAGCGUUCAUAUCGUCAAGGUAGACACAGCUAUGACCAGCGGAUCUAUUAAGUACAUCCGAUUGCGACUACUUCGUGAGUACCAGCUUCCAGCAGAUGAGUAUGCUGUCUGGUGCGAGCACUUCAAACAGGAGCUGAAUUCCGUGCUGGUACUUGCGACCAACCGAUCUCGGGUCUUGGGUAUUGAUCUUCGUACGAUGUCACUUUUGUACGUACUCGAAAACCCGGUACAUCACGGUGCUCCCACUUGUUUCUGUGUGGAUCGGAAGCGUAACUGGCUGCUUCUCGGCACCUCGCACGGAGUCCUGGAUUUGUGGGACCUACGAUUCAAGAUGAGGCUAAAAGGUUGGGGUUUGCCAGGUAAAUCGGCCAUCUACCGCCUCUGCCUCCAUCCAGCCAAAGGUCGCGGGAAGUGGGUGUGCGUAGCAGGCGGUACUGGUCUUGGCGAGGUCACUGUCUGGGACCUGGAAAAGACACAGUGCAGGGAAAUUUAUCGGGUAGGAGGAUCCAAAGACGGACCGAAAGAUUACAAACCAUGGGACGUCGACGAGGACAAACCCGAAGGCAUGCUCGACCGUUUUGCGACGAAUAUCGAGCCUACCGCUAGUGGCAGUGGGGAUCGCGGCGUCCGAGCUAUGGUUGUCGGCUCAGGUGCUAUGGAAGACCAACGUGAAGUGCGGUACGGAUAUAUCAUAACAGGGGGGUCAGACAAGAAACUACGUUUCUGGGACCUAAUGCGCAUCGAGAACUCGUGCAUAUUCAGCGGACUCCAUAGUGAAGAUGCUAAACCAGUUUUCGCGGUAGUCAGCACGCCGAACCAGCCUGGCCUUACUCUUAACGUAGAAAGACUACAUAAAAGAGGUAAUACAACGGGCGCAGAACAGAAGGGUGGCAAGAGCAAUAAGGCGACAAGCAGCAGAGAGAAACCACCAAGACACACGGUUAUCUCGGCGGAGCAGGGUCAACUGCUCAGAAGUCAUUUAGAUUCGAUCUUGGACGUGGCAGUAUUGGAAUUGCCUUAUACGAUGGCUGUUAGCGUAGACAGGUCAGGGGUCAUUUUUGUAUUCCAGUAAAAAAAAAAAAAGGUAGAUGUUGUUUGUUACAGGCUGGCGUUCUAGGGGCUACGUUCUAGGGACGGCUUCGAUUGAAACAGAACAACCUAUAUGUACCUAAGGUACUUACCAACUUAGGUGCCCAAGGUUGAUUGAAUCACGAAGGAUAGGAGGGAGAGUAAUCACGACAUGAAAUGCUCUGGAAAGGAUAAGCCUUAUGUGUACUUUGUUUUUCCAGCUUAGCAAUAUAUAGUGCGCAUGUCUGUCUCUAGGACUUAUCCUAGGCACCUAUAAUAAAUCUUUGACCAAUCA